Molecule: messenger RNA, 1904 nt
Organism: Eucalyptus grandis
Lineage: Eukaryota; Viridiplantae; Streptophyta; Magnoliopsida; Myrtales; Myrtaceae
Product: probable serine/threonine-protein kinase PIX13
Exons: 6
Coding region: 307-1671 (454 amino acids)
Biological process (GO): protein phosphorylation
Molecular function (GO): ATP binding; protein kinase activity
Source: RefSeq, a predicted model, not a curated record
GUAUUAACAACUUCAGAAUUUCAUUAAAAAAAGAGAACAAAAAUAGCAAACCUCGAUUUCAGCAAGAAGACGACGAAGGAGGAGAAGUCUACGCGCCUGGUCUGGUCUUCCACCUUCUCUUCGCCGCGCUUUCGUCCCCCGAGGGUUUUGCUGUCAAAGCUUUCCAAGCUUCGUGCAUGGAACGACUCCCUCGAUCCCUCGCUUAAGUCUCCCUCUCUCUCUCUCUCUCUCUCUCUCUCUCUCAGAGCUCGCUAAAGACUAGAAACCCAGAAGCCCAGAGAGAGAGAGAAGCCGUCUGGAGCGACGAUGGGGAACUGCUGGGGAGAUCCGUCGGCCGCCACUUAUUCAUCGGACGCCGGCGACAAACGGCCUCCGUCCCUUUCAGAAAAGUGGAACAACAAUGACCACAACAAGCAUGACGCACUGCCGAGGAAAAAAGUCGGCGACGGCGGCAACAGCACCCAAAACGGUGCGCUCAAGAAUGGCGAUGGCAGCGGCGGCGGCGGCGGCGGCGGCGGCGGCGUGAAGAACGAGAAGAAGGCCCCAUUGCCGGCCCCCAACCCGAAGGCCCUGCUGCCCAACUUGAAGAUGUUCACGUUCGCGGAGCUGAAGAGCGCGACCCGGAACUUCCGGCCCGACACGGUGCUCGGGGAGGGCGGCUUCGGGAGGGUGUUCAAGGGCUGGGUCGAGGAGGGGACGUACAAGCCGUCGCGGGUCGGGGUCGGGAUACCGGUCGCCGUCAAGAAGUCGAGCCCCGAUAGCGCCCAGGGAUUGCAGGAAUGGCAGGCAGAAGUGAAGUUCUUGGGCAAAUAUUCACACCCGAACCUGGUCAGAUUGAUCGGCUACUGUUGGGAAGACGCGCAGUUCCUUCUCGUGUAUGAAUACAUGCAACAAGGCAGCUUGGAAGACCACCUCUUCAAAAAGGGCGCGGACCCGUUGCCCUGGGGCAUCCGGAUGAAGAUUGCAAUAGGUGCGGCACGGGGGCUCGCCUUCCUCCACACCUCGGAGAAAUCCGUGAUCUACCGCGAUUUCAAGGCCUCCAACAUUUUGCUAGAUUCGGAAUUCAAUGCAAAGCUUUCGGAUUUUGGGCUUGCAAAGUUGGGCCCAACUGAUGGCAACACCCACGUCUCCACUCGUAUAAUGGGCACCUACGGUUAUGCGGCCCCUGAAUAUAUCGCCACAGGACAUCUCUACAUAAACAGCGACGUGUACGGCUUCGGAGUGGUGCUCCUGGAAUUGCUGACGGGCCUACAGGCCCUGGACUCGAAGCGGCCCAGCAGCCAGCACAAUCUGCUGGAAUGGGCCAAGCCGUCCUUGUCCGAGAAGAGGAAGCUCAAGAAGAUCGUCGACCCGAGGCUCAACAACGAGUACCCGUUGAAAGCCGCGGCCCGGGCGGCCGAGCUCAUCCUCAAGUGCCUCGAGAGCGACCAGCGGAAACGCCCCUCUAUGGAGCACGUCUUGGCGACCCUGGAGAUAAUCAACACGAUCAAGUCGAAGCCCAAGGAAGCCCGGCCUCGGUCGGAGGACCUCACGACGAGAGCCAGCGACGCACGGUCACCGUCGCACGACCGCCACCGCCGCUGCCAACACCACCACCACCACCCCCACCGAUCUCCGAUGCACCACCGGGAAGGCCGCGAGGGCGGGCUCUCAUCGAUGAGAUCUCUCUAGAUGUGGAGAGAGCGAAAGCAAAUGUACUAAUUUUGGCGUCACUUGUAUUCGAUCUCUGUAGAGGUGUAGUUUAGCGCGUGCCGAGUCAUGUCAGCUGUGCAAUAAAGUGAUCCGAUGAAUACUUACAUGUAUAGCGAAACGAUUGGCGGCUCCUGUCUCUCCCUAGCAAGAAAAGGCUCCGCCCUCUUAAAUAGAAACUUCGGAUCCACUCGGAGCAAUCGAGCUCAUCUUUG